AAACAAAAAACAUUUAUAGUUUAUACUGUUUAUAGUUUAUACCUACCUACGAUUAGACUAUAACAUAUAAUUUCGUAAAAGUAACGACACUUAUGACACUAUAUCGAAUGUAUACAACACGUUUUAGGUAUAGGAAAUUCAAAAACCGUUAAGUGGCGUUUAGAGAUUCAGUCUUUUUUCCUAGUUACAAUAUUGUGUCGUGACCGAGUAUCAAGUUCACUAUUUUGUUUUAAUCUAGGCUCUAAGCCUACCUAUUUGAACAUUAUCAAAAUGUUGCCUUAGCAACAGUUAUUGAGUUAUGUCCUAUUUGCCUAAACAUUKAUCAAACUAUUUAUUUUUUCUUUACUUCUUUUCCGCAAGUGAUAAAAUCGUAUUUCGUGUAACUAAUAAAAUGUUCAAAAAUACAUUCCAAAGCGGAUUUUUGUCUAUACUCUACAGCAUUGGCAGCAAGCCUUUGCAGCUCUGGGAUAAAACUGUUAGAAAUGGACAUAUAAAACGCAUUACUGACAAUGAUAUCCAAUCAUUGGUAUUGGACAUUGUAGGCACAAAUAUCAGUACGACAUACAUUACAUGCCCUGCCGAAAAAACCAAAACUCUUGGUAUCAAAUUACCAUACUUGAUUAUGAUCGUCAAAAACAUGAAGAAAUAUUUCACUUUUGAAGUGCAGAUUCUUGACGAUAAGAACAUCAGACGCAGAUUUCGAGCCAGUAAUUAUCAAUCAACAACUAGAGUUAAACCAUUCAUUUGUACAAUGCCUAUGCGUCUGGACGAAGGUUGGAACCAGAUACAAUUUAAUCUAGCAGAUUUCACUAGACGAGCUUACGGAACUGGAUAUGUAGAAACAUUGAGAGUGCAGUUGCAUGCCAAUUGCAGAGUCAGAAGAGUUUAUUUUAGUGAUAGAUUAUAUUCUGAAGACGAAUUACCCGCUGAAUUUAAAUUAUUUUUACCUGUUCAAAGUAAAGUCGACCACAGACAGAGAGUAGAUUAAAUUUGCAGAAGCGACCAUAAUCUCUAACUACUGACAAACAGCAAACAGACUUAACCACCUCAA
Diuraphis noxia (Russian wheat aphid) is the source of this 1051-nucleotide messenger RNA. RefSeq names its product cilia- and flagella-associated protein 20 (gene Bug22). Lineage: Eukaryota; Metazoa; Arthropoda; Insecta; Hemiptera; Aphididae. The record is from RefSeq and is a predicted model, not a curated record.